AUGGUUCUUUCUAUUCUAGACAACUCGCUCCGUGUAGCCAACUUUGUGUUUUUGACCAUCGUGCUAGGUCUCACAGCGUCUUUGGCCGCCACCCGCGACCACACCAACCCCCAGGUCAAUUUCGCCAUUUUCACGGCCGCUUUCGGUCUGUUGUUCGAUACCUUCUACGCUAUCCCAGCCAACUUUUUGUCUGCGCUAGCAUGGCCCAUCUUGAUCGCCGUGUUUGACUUUUUGAACUUUGUCUUCACGUUCGCCGCCGCCACCGCCCUUGCCGUGGCCAUCAGAUCCCACUCCUGUACCAACCAGGACUACCUCGACAGCAACACCGUCACUCAGGGCUCCACCGACCGUUGUCGUAAGGCCCAGGCCUCCGUUGCGUUCUUGUACUUUGCCUUCUUCGUUUUCCUCGCGAAGCUUGGCUUGUCGUUGACCAACGUUUUCACCACCGGUGUGUUUGGCUCUUCAUCUUCCCGCAGAGCCAACGUUGGUGUUCCAACCAUCUCUCAGGUUUAA
This is a messenger RNA of Lachancea lanzarotensis, 513 nucleotides long. RefSeq names its product LALA0S01e07800g1_1 (gene FHN1). NCBI's taxonomy places the organism in Eukaryota, Fungi, Ascomycota, Saccharomycetes, Saccharomycetales, Saccharomycetaceae. The transcript has a single exon. Bases 1 to 513 code for a protein of 170 amino acids. Gene Ontology annotation, biological process: protein localization to plasma membrane; eisosome assembly. The record is from RefSeq and is a predicted model, not a curated record. Gene Ontology annotation, cellular component: eisosome; plasma membrane.